UCCAGGCGAUCUGCAGUGAGGCGAGCAGUCUGGUUCAGGGCAGUGGAGGGGGAGGGUGUAUGUGUCGUGGAUCCCGCGUGAUGUUUGUGUCAGUGGACUUUCGCCACGCCCUUGUCGCUUUGCCAGGAGCCAGUGCCGUGGUGCUUCGUGGCCUCGCUUCACAAUAGUUCCUCGUGCGUUACCCGAAGGAAUAAUCCAUGUCCGUAGCGCGGUUGUGGUGUUGGUGUUGGUAGUGGUGGUGGUGGUGCAAGCAUGAGGUGGGAGUGGUUACUGUUGCUGGUGGGGAUGGUGGUGGUGCCUGCGGGGGCGUUCGUGGCGGUGGUGCCCGACACUUCAGCCGUCGGGGACAUCGUGUUCCACGCGGGCAUGGACGGACCCACCCACUAUAAGCUGGACUCGCGGCGGACUGCUUCCUACGUCCACAAACUGUUCCACGUGGAUCGGCGGACAGGCGCCAUCACCAGCAAGCGUACGCUGGACUGCUCGGGCACCUUCUACACCAACCCCGUCACGCUGUGGCUGGAAGCGUGGUCUGACCGGCCUGGUGCGCCGCUGGACUACGCCACCGUGCCCCUGCGUCUGGUGCUAGCAGGGGACGCUUGCCUCCACCACUCCGCUGUGCUGGAGCGGGAGGUCACGUCCUGGAUAGACACAGCAGCAUUUUCUCUGCCCCUGCCUGACCCCGACCCCUCUGACCCCAACACGCUGUGUCUGCGCCGCUCGCAGGUCAUCCUCAGGGUGCCUGAUCUGCUGCCGCGUUCCCUCCACACCUGCAGGCUGGACUUCACCUCCGUGUCCGACCACCGCGUCACCAUCGAGCCCACGGGCGGCGACCUGGUGAGCCUGCUGGACACGUGCCUCUCGGGGGUCACCAGGAUCAAGGUGGGCGUCAGGAUGACCUGUCCCGAGCUCAGGUCGCCCUUUGACCAUGACCUGAUGCUGGUGUUGCACAACGCCGUGGACGCGGGCGAUGAGGGCCACAUCCGACGCAUCAGGCGACAGAUGCAGACCGCGGCGCCGUAUUUCGAGCGCACCCUGGAGAUGGCACACGUGAUGGAGGAAUCAGAGAAGGGCACCGCGGUGACGACGGUGACGGCGACGGAUCCUGAGAGCGCACCCCUCACGUACUCCAUUGAGGCGGUGCUGGACGCUCGCUCGCAGCGAAUGUUCGCGGUGGACCCCGCCAGCGGCCUCAUCACCACCAACACGAAGCUGGACCGUGAGCUGGUGGACGUGCACUACUUUCGCGUGAAGGCUGUGGACAAGACCUCGUCGCCGCCGCGCUCCGCGACCACCACCCUGCAGAUUAUCGUUGACGACGCCAACGACCACGCGCCAGUUUUUGAGCGCGAAGAGUACGACACGGCGGUGCGGGAGUCCAUCAGCGUGGGCUCCACCGUGCUCACCGUGAGGGCCACGGACGAGGACUCGGGGCCCAACGCCGACCUGCGCUACACCAUCCUCAAUCCCACCGGCGCCAACGAGGUGUUUCGCAUUGACCCGAAGUCCGGCGAGCUGUCCACCCGCCUGCCGCUGGACCGCGAGGAGCACGCCCUCUACACCCUCACCGUGCAGGCCGAGGACGAGGGCGCCGCGCAGCACCGCCUCACGGCCACCACCCACGUCACCGUCACCGUCCUCGACGAGAACGACAACUACCCGCAGUUCACUGAGCGCACGUAUACAGUGGAGGUGCCCGAGGACAUCAGCGCCGCGGCUUCGCCGGUCAUCGCGCACAUCCAGGCCAGCGACGAGGACGGCGGCAAGAACGGCCAGGUGCGCUACGCCAUCAUCGGCGGAAACACGGCUGGACACUUCACCAUAGAUGGCCUGACGGGCGAGGUUCGCGUUGCGUCGCCGCUGGACCAUGAAACAAAUCGGCAGUAUCGCCUGGUGGUGCGCGCCCAGGACGGGGGAUCGCCGCCCCGCUCCAACACCACUCAACUCCUCGUCAGCGUGAGGGACGUGAACGACAACUCCCCGCGCUUUUACACGCCCCUCUUCCAGGAGACCGUGCAGGAGAACGUGCAUAUCGGUUAUUCCAUCGUACGCGUGCAGGCCUUCGACAACGACGCGAGGGACAACGCCCUGCUGACCUACAGCAUCGAGGGCGGCGGCGAGAACCUGCCCGUGGAAGUGGAGAAGGCGGCGGGCUGGGUGGUGACGCGGCGCGAGCUGGACCGCGAGGAAAACCACCUAUACACGUUCACGGUGGUGGCGCGGGACCACGGGGACCCACCACAGUCUGCCUCUGCCACGGUGGUCCUGCAGGUCCAGGACCAGAACGACAAUGACCCGGUCUUCGAGUCCAAGAACUACAACGUGUGUGUGAGCGAGAGUGACUCGCCUGGUAUGCCUGUGAUCAAGGUCACGGCCACGGACAAGGACGAGAACCCCCGCCUGCACUACGCCAUCACGUCUGGCAAUGAGCGGGGUCGCUUCUCCAUCACUGCGCAGAGUGGCAGAGGCCUGAUCUCCCUCGCGCAGCCCCUCGACUACAAGCAGGAGCGGAAAUACAUCUUGACGGUGACCGCCACGGACGCCGGCGGCCGCUACGACACCGCUAACGUGUACGUCAACGUGAGCGACGCCAACACCUUCCCGCCGCAGUUUGACAACACCCCGUACUCCGCCACCGUGUUCGAGGACGCGCCGGAGGGCAGCACCGUCAUCAUGGUGGCGGCCUCGGACGGCGACACGGGCGAAAACGCCCGCAUCACCUACUCUUUGAGCGGCGACACUGUGCCAGAGUUCGUCAUCCACCCCAGCACGGGCGCCAUCACCACCAGCAAGCCGCUGGACCGUGAGGUGCAGGGCGGCUACCUCCUCACCGUGACGGCGCGUGACAACGGCAACCCGCCGCUGUCAGACACCACGGACGUGGAGAUCACGGUGGUGGACGUAAACGACAACCCACCAGUGUUCAGCGAGUCCUCCUACCGCGCCUCGGUGUCCGAGGACGCCGGUGUGGGCGCCUCCAUCGUCCAAGUGAAGGCCAACGACGCCGACGCGGGACUCAACGGCAGGGUGAAGUAUUCCUUCGAGGGCGGCAACGACGGCAAGGGCGCCUUCUCCAUCGACGAGACCUCCGGCGUGGUGAGGACCGCCCGCGUGCUGGACCGCGAGACCGAGCAGCAGUACUCGCUGGUGGCCGUGGCGCUGGACCACGGCGCCCCCGAACAGUCCUCUACCGUGACAGUGACGGUGGACGUGCUGGACAUCAACGACAACCCGCCCAUGUUCGACACGGACCACAUCCAGCUAUACAUUGCAGAGAACAUGCCGGUGGGCUCCACGGUGGGCGAGGUGCGAGCCAGGGACCCGGAUGCGGGCUCCAACGCCCACAUCCAGUACCGCAUCAACGGAGGCCCCGACGCCAAGAACUUCAUCAUGGUGGCCCACCCCAACGAGGGGCGCGCCGAGCUGGUGACCCGCAUCGACCUGGACUAUGAGUCGCCCAAGAAGAAAUACCAGCUGAACGUGCAGGCCACCUCGGACCCGUUGCGCUCAGACAUCCCCGUCACCGUGCACGUGGUCGACACCAACGACAACGCGCCGGUGCUCUCUGACUUCCGCAUCAUCUUUAACAACUUCAAGAACCACUUUCCCACCGCGCCCAUCGGCCGCGUCCCCGCCGUGGACGCCGACGUGACGGACCAGCUUACGUACCACAUCGUGAGCGGCAACAAGGCGGGGCUGGUGGAGAUCAACAAAGACUCGGGCGACAUCACCCUUUCGCCUUCCCUCAACACCAACGUGCCCAUCCACGCCACCAUGGAAGUCUCCGUAUCAGGUAAGAGUCUCACCUGUCAUUUAUCGUUAAACACACCUACUGCCUGUGUGGGUGUAGGUGUGAGCAGUAAUCAACUUUCAGGCGUGUCAUUGGGACUGUAUUGCUUCUGUGAGUGUAUCAGGUAAGAUUCACACACCUGC
This is a messenger RNA of Scylla paramamosain (green mud crab), 3933 nucleotides long. Its product is annotated as protocadherin-like wing polarity protein stan. Gene Ontology annotation, molecular function: calcium ion binding; cadherin binding. NCBI's taxonomy places the organism in Eukaryota, Metazoa, Arthropoda, Malacostraca, Decapoda, Portunidae. The coding region runs from base 253 to 3918 and encodes 1221 amino acids. Gene Ontology annotation, cellular component: plasma membrane; catenin complex. Gene Ontology annotation, biological process: homophilic cell-cell adhesion. The record is from RefSeq and is a predicted model, not a curated record. The transcript is spliced from 2 exons.